AUGGGCCAACAGAACCUUACAGUGCUGACUGAAUUUAUUCUGAUGGGAGUCUCCAGGCGGCCUGAGCUGCAACUUCCCCUCUUUGGGGUCUUCCUCCUCAUCUACACACUCACAGUGGUGGGCAACCUAGGCAUGAUCAUUCUGACCAAGCUGGACUCCCAUCUGCACACACCUAUGUAUUUUUUUAUCAGACAUCUGGCUUUCAUUGACCUUGGCAAUUCCACUGUCAUUUAUCCCAAGAUGAUGGUGAAUUUUUUUGUUGAUCAAAAUACCAUUUCCUUCUAUGCAUGUGCCAUCCAGAUGGCUUUCUUUAUUACUUUCAUUAUCAGUGAACUUUUCAUCUUGUCCACCAUGGCCUAUGACCGCUAUGUGGCCAUCUGUAACCCUCUUCUCUACAAUGUCAUCAUGUCUCAAAGACUUUGUCAUGUGCUGGUGGGCAUUCCAUACCUCUACAGCAUCUUUCAGGCUCUGAUGAUCACUAUUAAGAUUUUCAUACUGACCUUCUGUGGCUCUAAUGUCAUCAGUCAUUUCUACUGUGAUGAUGUGCCCUUGUUACUUAUGCUCUGCUCAAAUGCACGAGAUAUAGAAUUAUUGAUCAUAUUAUUUUCAGCAUUUAAUUUGUUCUCAUCCCUCAUGGUGAUUUUAGUAUCCUACCUCCUGAUUCUGCUAGCUAUAUAUCGAAUGCAUUCUGCAGAAGGCAGGAAAAAAGCUUUCUCCACGUGUGGUUCUCAUCUGACAGUGGUGGUGGUGUUCUAUGGGUCUCUACUUUUUAUGUAUGUGCAGCCCAAAUCCACCCAUUCCUUUGAAACUGAUAAAUUGGCCUCUGUAUUUUACACUUUGGUGAUUCCCAUGCUUAACCCUUUAAUAUACAGUGUUAGGAACAAAGAGGUAAAAAAUGCUUUUCACAGGGUCUUUAAGAAUAAAUGCAAAUUUUGUAUUUAA
Messenger RNA from Marmota flaviventris (yellow-bellied marmot), 942 nucleotides. Its product is annotated as olfactory receptor 8K5-like. Gene Ontology annotation, cellular component: membrane. NCBI's taxonomy places the organism in Eukaryota, Metazoa, Chordata, Mammalia, Rodentia, Sciuridae. Gene Ontology annotation, molecular function: olfactory receptor activity; G protein-coupled receptor activity. The record is from RefSeq and is a predicted model, not a curated record. Gene Ontology annotation, biological process: G protein-coupled receptor signaling pathway.